AUGAAUUCACUAGUUGUUCUUUAUAGAAUACUUCGUAAAUUUUAUAAAGGGUUAAAGCGUAUAGAAAAGUUCUAUGGUAAAACCGUUUAUCAUGGAUUAGCAUUCCUUGGUGUACAUAUAUUUCCUGUUGUUGGAGGGAUAGCUAGUUUUUAUACUCAAUAUUUUCUUUGUAGAGACCAUAAUGAGUCAUGUUUUGCAAAUCAAAAGUCUUAUAUAAUAGGUUCAUCCUUUUUAAUUGCAAUUUCAAUUUUAUUUCAAUUAUUAUAUACAUUAUAUGUGUACUUAAUAUGGAAGAAAGGAAUAUGGCCUCUAGUAUAUGAAUUUAAAUAUUCUAGGCAUGAUGAGAUUAAAGCAUGUCUAUGUUGGAUCGUUUUGGCAUUAUCAACAUGGAACACUAUUAGAUGCCAUAAAAAUUUUGGUAAAUUUAUGGAAUUCUACAUACAAUAUGAACCACCUCCUCCGGAAUUUGAAUCCGGCAGAAAAUUAGUAAUAAGAGAAUCAAGUAGUAUGGCACCUCCUCCGGAAUUUAAAUUUGACAGAAAAUUAGUAAAAAGAGAAUCAAGUAGUAUGGCAAAGCAUUCACACAUCGUCUAA
Molecule: messenger RNA, 594 nt
Organism: Rhizophagus irregularis DAOM 181602=DAOM 197198
Lineage: Eukaryota; Fungi; Glomeromycota; Glomeromycetes; Glomerales; Glomeraceae
Source: RefSeq, a predicted model, not a curated record